Molecule: messenger RNA, 3812 nt
Organism: Colossoma macropomum (tambaqui)
Lineage: Eukaryota; Metazoa; Chordata; Actinopteri; Characiformes; Serrasalmidae
Gene: slc16a1b
Product: solute carrier family 16 member 1b
Exons: 6
Coding region: 285-1727 (480 amino acids)
Biological process (GO): monocarboxylic acid transport; transmembrane transport
Cellular component (GO): membrane
Molecular function (GO): monocarboxylic acid transmembrane transporter activity
Source: RefSeq, a predicted model, not a curated record
CAUGCCUCUAGUAGAAAGCACAGCGGGCACAGCAGCAUACCUAUGAACACGAGCAGUCAGAGGGCAGCGUGUGCGGCUGGAGCUCUGAUGAAAACGGGCACAGAAGGACACAGAAGUGGUUUACAGCAGGACAGUGCGAGUCAAAAAGGCAGACCCCCUUUUUCACCCCCUCCAAGGAUGCAGCCUUGACCUCCCAGUGAGCAGUGAGACUGACCAAGUGUGUGUGACGCUCAUCUGAGCCUGCUGUUCCUGCUCCUGACCAGCGUGUGCAAGCGUGUGUAGCGAUGCCUCCAGCAAUAGGCGGUCCAGUGGGUUACACACCCCCAGAGGGUGGCUGGGGUUGGGCUGUGGUGGCUGGAGCCUUCAUCAGCAUCGGCUUCUCCUACGCCUUCCCCAAAUCAAUCACGGUCUUCUUCAAAGAGAUCGAGCAAAUCUUCGAUGCCACAAGCAGUGAGGUCUCUUGGAUCUCCUCCAUCAUGCUGGCUGUCAUGUAUGCAGGAGGACCAAUCAGCAGUAUUCUGGUGAACCAGUUUGGCAGUCGGCCAGUCAUGAUAAUAGGAGGCUGUCUGGCUGGCACAGGAUUGGUGGCUGCUUCCUUCUGUAACACUGUGACGGGGCUGUACUUUUGUGUGGGAGUGAUAGGAGGUCUGGGUUUGGCGUUUAAUUUAAAUCCAGCCCUGACAAUGAUUGGUAAAUACUUCUACAAGCGGCGUCCAAUUGCUAACGGCAUCGCAAUGGCGGGCAGCCCUGUGUUCCUGUCCACGCUGGCGCCACUGAACAGUUGGCUGUAUGACCAGUUUGGCUGGAGAGGGAGCUUCCUGAUCCUGGGUGGUGCUCUGCUCAACUGCUGCGUGGCUGGCUCCUUAAUGCGGCCCAUUGGGCCUAAGCCACAGCCACCGAAAGCCAAUGCGGAGGAGGAUGGAGGACCCAAAGGCCGUCAACAGAAAACAGUGAUGGAGACCAUCAACAGCUUCAUUGAUUUGACCCUCUUCAUGCACCGUGGGUUCUUGCUGUACCUCCUGGGCAAUGUCAUCAUGUUCUUCGGCCUGUUUGCCCCACUUGUCUUCCUCAGCAACUAUGCCAAGAGUAUGGGCAUUGCCAAGGACAAAGCUGCCUUCCUUCUGUCCAUGCUAGCCUUUACAGACAUGGUGGCACGGCCCUCGAUGGGGCUGGUGGCCAACACGCGAUGGGUCCGGCCACGGAUCCAGUAUUUCUUUGCUGCCUCCGUGCUCUAUAAUGGUGUUUGCCACUUGUUGGCCCCACUCUCAGUGGACUAUGUAGGGUUUGCUGUGUACGCAGUGUUUUUUGGUGUUGCGUUUGGCUGGCUGAGCUCCGUGCUGUUCGAGACCCUUAUGGACUUGGUGGGAGCGCAGAGGUUCUCCAGUGCUGUGGGGCUCGUCACCAUUGUGGAAUGUUUACCUGUUCUGCUCGGACCCCCGCUACUGGGCAAGUUGAAUGAUAAAUACAAGGACUACAAAUACACUUACCAGGGCUGUGGCAUCAUCCUGGUCAUAGCCAGUGUGUUCCUGUUUGUGGGCAUGGGGAUCAACUACCGUAUGCUGGACCGAGAGCGGAAGGAGGAGGAGAAGAAAGCUGGCCUGGAAGCCAGGGAUGAAGAGACCAACAUCGACAAUGCCAUCAAGGAGAAAGAGAAGGAAGCAGAGAAUGACGUGUCUACUCCACUCACACAAGCAGACGUAGCCAAAAUGGAUGAGGACACUGUAUAAUGUGCAUUUACAUGUGCACACCCCUUCACACUCAGACAUACCUGAUGACCAGCAUUGUCUUCCAAUUGACCGUCCGCAAUAAAUAAAAAUAAGCCAAGGACAAAGUUGUACAGGAGUAAGAAAUGUAAAAAGCUUCAGUCAGCCACACACAAACCAUUUUCGUUGUUUAUACACAAAUGUUCUGUGCUAGAUGUUCCAGUUCUUGCUCUUUUAGAUUUUAGAUUAUUCCUCUCACUUUGUAAUCUCAAUAUGACUGAAGUACCAAUGUUUUAUACACAAUCCCACAAAGUUCAUAUGUCACAAUGGCUGUUUUUCAGUAGUGGUUAUGCUACUGACACCCUGUUCAGUACAUGUAUCCUUGUAGAUGAGGUAAGGCGAUGAACAGGUACUUCUCAACAGUUCAAUAGAUUUGGUUACAGAUGUUUGAGCACCAGUUAGAACUUUUGCUGUAGUCUGGUAUGUGUGUCGAGAGAGCAGUACUCAGCAGAUACCUCUUAGGAAAGGGGGUUGAGUAUGGCUGUUAAUGGUCCGAUGUAAUUUCAUUUUAACUGGAGGAAUUCAGAAAAGUUGCUAAAGUACUUCUCACUAGUGCUCCUGACUCUUCUGCACAAUCACCAUGAUGAUUUGUAAUGCUUACCAGCAAUUAGACACAGUGCCAAACUCCAGUACUCCAGCACACUUCUGACAGGACAUUUUAUAUCGUAACUUCACGUCUUCACACCAGUGGUUUAGAUCUUAGGAAUUUCUUCUUCAGAUUGUGCAUGAAUAGUACAUGUGUAUUUUGUUUCUCUUCUGUAUUACGCUUCAUUGGUGGAACAUGUGAAAGGGUCAUCCCUUAAAAAUUUCUCAUUUGUCUAUUUUCAUAUGUAUGUUCUCCAUGUGAUCUAGGUUUUUAAGGAACAUUUUUUUUUAAAAUAAUCUCUAAUCUUUGUGCCUUUCAAUGAGGUGCCUUAUUUGUAAAGCCCUCUAAACUUAGCGAGAGUCCACAGCCUAUUAAAAUAAUUUUUAACCCUUUUCUACAAACUAGUAUGCCUAACUGUGGUGUCCUUGUUUAAUAUUAUGCAAAAAUACCAGAACAUUUCUUGUGGUUUUAUACUAACUGGACUAGCGAGUUUGGUCUGCUGCCUCCACAGAUGGUGCAGCUUGCAAUUUUUUUUAAUCAAUGGGUAGUAAUGAGCAUGUGAAAUUUAUGCAGUUGCAGUUCAAGAAACAUCUCUAAGAUCAACAGUGCUUAACUUCUUAAAAGCACAUCUGGGCUGUUUGCUCACAUUACUAUUACACUUGUGUUCUCCAGACACCAGUACACUGUAGGUAUCUUUUAUGUGAGUCUGCUCUUUUACAGGUGGAAGGCUCUCUAAGUGGAAGGCAAUUUAAAUUCUCUGUGCACUUCCACAUACCAAUAUGCACUUAUAUUUUAUUUUUAUUUUAAGUGCACUUUAGUCUGAGAUGGAUAGGCCAGGAUCACCAAUACUGCGGAGUUAUGUACACUUAAGUACACAGAAUAAGUAUGGAUCAGUCAUGAAUGCUGCAUGUUUCAUUAUCUGGGAUCUGUAACUGUUCUGUCAAUGGUAGCAACAGAAAAGAGACAGUUAACCUCUGAACUGCCAAACCACAUUACAUUUAACCUGUUAAGCUGACAAGGAAUCAGAAAUGCAUUUCUUCUAGCUGGUGUUAUGGCUUCUGUGUUAGAAAGCAAAUAUAUACUGUACCUGCAGUAUUUCUUCAUUCCAAAACUAAACUAUCAGCUAUAUGAUUAGUGUCCAGCUGUAGAGCUUUUUUUAAUGGCCCCUUUCAUGUGUACACAUUGUUUUAUAAAUGCUUUAGCUGGAAAUGAAAUGAAGGAAGAUGCAUUGUUGUAGAAAGGGGGAAGGGCAUUCCACACAGAAUGGAGGUGUGAGGACUGUCAGUACAGCUUUGAGUGUAAAAACACUCCGUACAGACUUUCGGUACUUUGAUUUAGGAUUAGACAGUGGGGGUUUUUUGGGAGUCAGGGUCUAGUUUUGUGAUAAUAAAUUUUCUUGUGUGAUAUUUUGUAGGUCUGACAUUUUCUGAGUAGUAAAUCAAUAAACUGUUUUUAAAAACAGA